Sporothrix schenckii 1099-18 is the source of this 396-nucleotide messenger RNA. RefSeq lists its product as uncharacterized. NCBI's taxonomy places the organism in Eukaryota, Fungi, Ascomycota, Sordariomycetes, Ophiostomatales, Ophiostomataceae. The record is from RefSeq and is a predicted model, not a curated record. The transcript has a single exon. The coding region runs from base 1 to 396 and encodes 131 amino acids.
AUGCGGACUCUAUUUCUGCGGCCGUCGGCCGUGUCGUCCAUUGUGGGCUCUCUCGGCCGACAGCGUGCCAGCACGCAGCCGUCGUCGCAAGGCUGGGCCUGUGUCAAGUGCCGGCGGGGCCAACUGAACGGCCAGCGCACCACGGCCGGUGUCCGCUUCUCGUCAUCAGCAUCGACCGCAACGAACCCAGCAAGCAGCGCCAGAGCAGGCGGCCGGACCGUUCCUCCACCACCGCCACGCUCGUCGCGCGGCCGGCGGGCCAUCCUGCUCACGGCAAGCGGCAGUGCGGCCACGGCAACGAUCCUGGCCUUCACCGACGACAUCAAGCAGAGCUACGAGACGGUCGAGCGGACAGGCCGCGUGGCCGCGACACUGGUGCUCUGCAUCAACGAGUAA